Mytilus trossulus (common blue mussel) is the source of this 1429-nucleotide messenger RNA. RefSeq lists its product as uncharacterized. The transcript is spliced from 6 exons. Bases 1 to 1215 code for a protein of 404 amino acids. The record is from RefSeq and is a predicted model, not a curated record. NCBI's taxonomy places the organism in Eukaryota, Metazoa, Mollusca, Bivalvia, Mytilida, Mytilidae.
AUGGUUUGCAAUUUUAACACAAACUGCACUACAGAUGAGUGUUCUGAUGAUGUUACUGAUAUCAACACAUGUGAUUGUAAUGACAAAAAUAUAAUUUUAACUGAAUCUGGUCUUUUGCCUACUGAUUUUUAUAUAUGCUCAACCCAUUUCAACCAAUUAUUGAAAAGAAACUCUGAUUUGAGAAGGAGAAAAGUAUGUCAGCUUCCUACUUUGAUUAGUGCACAUCCUCCAGUAGCAUCACACUCUGUUGUUGGUGUAAAAAAGCCAAAGCCUAGCCGCAAUAUCAUCAUCACUGAUGUAGAAAAGAUUCAGAAGUGUUAUGGCCUCACACUUCCUAUUGGAACACCUGCAUGCACUAGCUGCCUGAUUAAAAUUUCCAAGCAGUCCACAGAGAUAGAAGCUGAAAGUCUUGAUCAUGGAAAGUGUGAAGAUGACCAGAUUCAGCAAUGCACAAAAUUAAAUACAGAUGAUGAAACAUAUCUCAUGGAGACUGACCAGUUGGAUGUGUUAACAGAAAAAGAAAAUAUUUGCGAUAAUCUUAUUGAAAUUUCAGCAUCCGAAUAUACAGUUACAUCAGAAGAGUCAGGAAGUCAAAAUUAUUUAUCCCAGUCACAACAAUCAGUCAGAAGUUAUGAACGUUGCAGCUACUUGACAUCUUUGAAUGAUUUCUUGUCAUCAGUCAGAUUGCAGGAAUUCUCAGAAAAAGAAAGAAAAACAUGGCAGUCCUACACAUUUAAAACAAGAAACACCUACAAAGAAAGAUUUGAUGAGAUUAUGAAAUUGAUAAUAGGAAUUUUAUUUCCAAAUGAUGUUGAUGAAGUAAUUGAUGACAUAAAAUGUCCCAAGCAGUUAAAUGAAGAAAACAGAACUAGUCAUACAGAGUACAAAGAUAUUGUCACUUCAUACAGAAAAGCAGAAUCCUGGCAACAAGGUAGACAAGUUCUUUCAGUUCUUGCCUCAAGAAUGUCCUUCAAGGACUUACUGUCUCUACUACCAGAAGUCACAUCUCAUCGCUACUAUGCUGCUCUCAGUCAUUCAAAGAAAAUUGGGCCAGCACUUCCAAUUCCUGAGAAAAAAUUGCAUCGACAAAAAUUAGAUCCUGAAAGAUUAGACGCAUUCUUAGAUUUCAUUACAUCCAGUCAUGUUGUCCGUGAUCUGCCUUUUGGGGAAAAAAAAACUGAAGUUUUCAGAUGGAACAGUCCACAAUUUACCUAACAUUGUACGUUGCAUGGGUUCAGCAGACAUAAUACAGCAGUACAAAGCAUACAGUCAGGAAAAUGAAAUUUCACUUUUAGGUGACAGUACCAUGUUUAAAAUACUUGCCCAGUGUGGUGCUAAAGUCAGAAAAAGCCUUGAAGGACUGGACUAUUUUGUAGCAGAAGGAGGACGUGCCUUCAUUACCUUUCAAGAUGUCUUAGACAAAUUGCUG